Molecule: messenger RNA, 1706 nt
Organism: Exophiala mesophila
Lineage: Eukaryota; Fungi; Ascomycota; Eurotiomycetes; Chaetothyriales; Herpotrichiellaceae
Exons: 5
Coding region: 134-1570 (478 amino acids)
Molecular function (GO): oxidoreductase activity, acting on the aldehyde or oxo group of donors, NAD or NADP as acceptor
Source: RefSeq, a predicted model, not a curated record
GCCGGACUCGUUCAUCCACUGGAGUACUUGGCUAAUUGCCCCGGACCGCUUUUGCAUAUCAAACGGCAACCUACCACAGACCGUGCCUCUGACGCACACGACUUUUUUGUCGUUGAUUUGUGUUUACUUCGCCAUGUCGAUCGAUUCUCUAUCGCGAAUCGAGAUAUCCAGAUUGGAAGGCAGGGCAUCGUCUAUCCGCCUUCGUCAGAACCAAUUCCAUCGUCUGCAGGAUGCUCUGACAUCUUCUGAAGGAGCAAUCAAGGGGUGUUUGAUCGAAAGCCACGGCUAUGGCGAGGACGAAAGUGGAUUGGAAUACGCCCUGGCUCUCUCGGAGCUACGAACUCACUAUCUCUCUCUGAACCUCAAGAGAUCGGUAGAGCUCUCUCAUUCUAUCGAGGAUCUCAGUGCUACGACAGGCGUAGGAAUCGUUUAUUUGAUUCCUACAAAGCAGAACCCAUUUUAUUCAGUGAUAUCUGUUCUUACAUCGGCACUGGCGGCUGGAAAUUGUGUCGUGGUCGAGUUACCCCCCCAGUCGAGUCCUAUAGUCGAAUUGCUUCAGAGCAUCCUUACGCCAGUAUUAGAUCGAGAUCUAUUCGCUUUCAGCAAUUCGAGACCUUCGGCAGAGUUUUUGUCUACAUGUCAUCUCGUUUCCCAGACAGAUGAUCGCGCGAAAGUACCUUAUAAUAGCGCCAACGCAGCUCUUUCCAGGCCUUCGGGGAAUGCGGUGGCGAUUGUCGAGCGAUCAGCCGAUAUAAACGCAACAGCAAAAGCCAUAACAACAGCGCGGCUCGCAUUUCGAGGGCAUUCAGCCUAUGCACCCGAUCUCAUUUUGGUCAAUGAAUUCGUGGCAAACGAGUUCCUUCGGUGUCUGAAGCAGGCACUGGCAGCCCCAAAAGGAUUACUACCGCGUCCAGAAACUCAGGUUCGGGACUCGAGGUCAGACAACAUCAACCAGAUCUUACGAGAACUUGAGAAAUCUCAAGACGGGAGCGUGCUCUUCGCAGGUGACCACGGAAGCAUUGUUGAAAUCGCCGACCGAACGAAAGCCUCUACCGGCUACAAGAUCACCGCACCAGUUUUUGUAAUAUAUCGGACAACCAGUCUAGACGAUGCUGUCGAUAUCAGCAACAAUAUCUCGGGGCCGACAGAAGCUUCCUAUCUUUUUGCGGAUCCAAGCGAAGCAAUCUACCUAUCGAAGUAUAUUGAAUCCCGUAUUUCUUUCGUGAACCAAAUUCCUGCAGAGCUCUUGGUUGGUCCACUGGCACCAGGCCAUCCUUCUGUCCCACCUAGUUUAAGCCCGCGAUAUCCAGCAGAUUUGUUUCGCUCUCCUCGACCACGUCUUUCACGCACUACAGCUCUGACCAAGGCUCUGCAAAGAGCAACCCUUCUGGGCACGAGUGAUCCAAUCAAGAAGUGGUAUCGGUCGACCACAGGGUUGUCCCUUCCAGCAAUUGGGCAGAAAGAAGAGAACUCGGGUGACUUCUUCGGGCUCGGCUUUGCGGUAUUUGGUGUGGGUUUCAUCUCACUGGCGGCUGGAGGGGCGUUGAUGGUUUGGAGAUCGAGAAAGUAGAUACCUAGAGGGAGUCGCAUAGCAUGUGACAAUUCGAACAACUGAGCAGUUACACGCAGAUAAUUCUUCAGACUGGUUGCGUUCUUGUCUAAACAAACCGAAUGCAUGCGAAAGGUGUCACAAACACUAAAAGGCU